CAAUCAAUCGUCCAUCGAAAUAACAACAUUGUUUUGGCCUUAUCAAGGGACUAAACGGCAGCAGGAAAUUUGCGAAUAAAUCCAUGAAAAUGGAUAACCUCAAAGAACAAGUUAUGAUAAACCAUUUUGUAUCAGCCACAGGAGUACAUGCAGAACAAGCAAAACAGUUGUUAGCGGCUUCAAAUUGGCAAUUUCAGACUGCUCUUAGUAUGUUUCUUCAAGAAUCAUCAAUCCCAACGUGUAGAACAUGUCACGGCAAUCAUUCAAACGCAAAUUACCCGUUAUGUGCACCAGCAAAUACUCCAGCCACACCCCCUAAUUUCCCUGAUGCAUUGUUAGCAUUAUCAAAACUCUCCACCACAGAAAAAUUUAGUUCCUCCCCAUACGCCACCUCACCACAGCAAGUAGCCAAUUCUCCCAAAGGCAUGGAAAUAGAGGCACAGCGAUAAAACUGACAAGCUCCCAGGCAAAGAACAGGAGCAUGGCAUUUGGGACAAGUUUGUUGUUUUGUCAGAUUGGACCACUGUGUUAGCUGUAGUGAUUUCAACAUUGAAGAAGGAUGUGAAAAGUGCUUAGAUAUAUACACAGGGACUGAGAUGAAGACUCGUACUGAAGUUUUACAUUACAUAUUGUCAACCUUGUUGUAUUUCCUCAAUGUGUCUGAUUUUUUUUCUUCUUCUUCUUCUUUAUGAUAAUGAAAUAGUUUGAAGAUUGUAAUGCUCUUUAAGUAAACUGAUUUGUUAUUGGAAAUGAAUUGUGUAAACAUCUCAAGUUAUCAGAUAAAUCAACUAAAAUACUAGGAUUGCUUGUAGAUUUGUGUCAUCAAUAAGAAUCAAUUUUGUUUGUUUCCAGCUUAUUUUUGAUCUCAAUAUUUAUUUGCAACUUGUUUUAUGAUCCAUGCAUGUACACAGUGAAUGUAAAGAAAUGAUACCAUAUUUGUCCCAGUAAUUGUCGAUGUUCAUAAAAUCAUUUUUAUUAUUAACCUUGCAGUCAUAAACAUACUCCUUUGAAAGUAAUAACUGGAUGUUUUAUUUGGUUUUUGAAUGGCAUUGCACCAUUGGGAAAGACCAUGCUUUACAAUCAUUAUAAGUAAAGAAAGUAACUGUAUAUUGUAUGCAUAUUGUAUACAUAGUCAUAGUGCCUAUGGCAUUUACUGGAAUGAAUAUGGUAAAUUUUCAGUUGAAGAAAUGGUUUCAGAUUUCCCACUUGUCAUCUGAAUCAAAAACAUUCUUUUGUAGUUGUGAAAAUUCUUAACUUUUUCUUUCCUGGUGAUUAGCACUGAUUGAAUUACGCUUUUGGCAGGCAAUACUAAAAUGGCUUUCUUUAAUAAAAGUCUCCGUCCAGUUUAGCAAUAUGUAAUGAAAUGAAAGAUCAUUUGAUUGUAUUUCCUCAGAAUUGUGUUACUUUUAUCAAAGAAGGUCAAAUUUUUUGUAGGUCAUUUGUCUGUAUUUAUGUACUGCCAAUUUUUUUGUUAACCUUAGUAACAUUUAUAGCUUUCCCUCCCCCUUGCAAUUUUUAUUUUACCAGAGUAUUUGUGCUAUUAUUUAAUCAUUAAUACAGGUAUUUCUAGACUUUCUGUGAUGGUCUGGACUUAUUGUCAGAAUUAUGAGUAACAUCAUUGCAUGACCUUUAACUGAGGUCCCUGCGAUGAGGUUAUAAAUCAAUGUUCCUCAUUAUCAUAUGUUUGUAUUUUGAAGGAAUAUUGUGUAUAAUUGGGGUAGGAUCUACCCUUCAUUCUUUGGAACUGUUAUUGACUGACUAAACAUUUUCUGUACAUAGUUAUAUUUGAUGGAAUCAUGUUUCAUUAAUUUUUGUAUAGUUACAUGUACUAUGUAUGUAUGUCAUUAACUCCACAUGAGAUGAAAAUAAUGUUAAAAAAAUCAGUUUUUUUAAGUUCUGUAGUAUCCAUUGUUCAUUAAACUUACUCAGGAACUUAAAAAA
Messenger RNA from Saccostrea echinata, 1941 nucleotides. RefSeq names its product UBA-like domain-containing protein 1. Gene Ontology annotation, molecular function: protein binding. NCBI's taxonomy places the organism in Eukaryota, Metazoa, Mollusca, Bivalvia, Ostreida, Ostreidae. The record is from RefSeq and is a predicted model, not a curated record. The coding region runs from base 84 to 449 and encodes 121 amino acids. The transcript is spliced from 3 exons.